UGUUUUGGCGCUCUAUAAGUACAAUUAAAUUGAAAUUGCUGGAGUAGUGGGCAGGUGUAACCUGCGUUGUGUUGAACCUGCGCGAUUCAGCCCUACACAUGCCCGGACUCGAACCUGCGAACAGCUGCGGGAGGCGAGCGUGCUGACAGUUGAGUUAAAAGCCCAGGCUAAUAGCUCGCAUGCCAGCAGCACUCUUGAGGCGUCGGGGAGUGAGGUUUACCAACGUUCUACACGCACAGCUAAGCUCGCUGCCAUCCGUUACCUACAACUUCAGCAGGGGCGUAACUAGCAGUGAAAUUAAACUUAAAUUGGUGCAUUAAACUCUUACCAAAUUGUUUCAGAAGUGUAGCAAUCUGGUAAACGAAGGUUUUAAAUGCAGUUGUUUACUCCGUUCCAAAGAAAUGUAUGUCCAUGUCGGAUUAGAGAUGGCAUUUGCAUGCCUGUGUUUUAGAGACAUUGGAUAGGGGCAUAACAUUACUCACCAUGCAAUUCACUUCAAUUCACUAUAGUAUAGUAGUACAUACCGCUUCUUCCUCCAGGUCACAUUUUUCAAAGAGGAGUCCAAUUCAUGCAUGGUCCUGACCUUGGUCUCCCUGUCCAGCCAUUACAGAAUGCUACCUGUACGUCAGACCCCACGCACUGGUCAUGUUUCACCAUCUAGGCCUAUUAGUUUCCCCUAUGUGUGUGUGUGUCUGCACACAAAUGCAACCAUGUCCAUGUCUUCUGAGUCUUCGAAGAAUGACAGUUGGGUCUCUGCUACACUGCACUUCCUCUUCUUGAGUACUCUUUGUGACUGGGAAAUACAAUGCUCAGAUUUAAUGGAUUUGGAGGUGUGUACGUAUUUACACAGACUGAACCACGGUGAGUCAUUGUUUCUGUUGAAUAGUUAUCACCAAUAAAUGUUUUUUAAUCAAAUUCAUUCAGAAUCAACCUGAUGCUGUAUAGACUAAACAAUGUUUUUGCCUGAACAUAGCCAUGCUUAUGACCUUAUGUGUGUGGGUAUGUGUGUUUGCAGUUGUGUGUAAUAGCCAUGAAAAGGCUUGAGGUCAUCUCUAGGCCUGUCCAAAUAAUAUAAUUUUUCUCAAUCAGUACACUGUGUGUUUGUGUGUGCAUAAAUGUGUUGUGUAAUUUGUACUUUAUCUGAGGGAAUGCUUACUCAGCUUGGCUGAUUAGAGGCAGGACUUUGGAAUGGAGAUGCUAUCAGUUGUGCUACAGUCCACAAGACCAUCCUAGAGAUACCCAGAGAUUCCGCACCACAGGUUAGUGAGCAUAUGUCACACCAGAGCACACAGCUACAGGACCACACACAUCAAGGAGGGGAGAUGGCUCUCCAGACAGAGGACGACGUGAGCAGCUGGACUGUUAAGCAGGUGAGCCAGUGGCUGGAAGCAGAGGGUUUCCCUGACUAUGUACCGUUGCUAUGUGACCAACACCGUCUGGAUGGCCCAAGUCUUCUGAGCCUGAGGGAGACUGAUCUGCGCACUCCUCCGAUGCAGAUGACCGUGCUGGGGGAUAUUAAGAGACUCAUGCUGGCAGUGAACAGGUUGCAGAGCAGGAUUCCUUCAGCUAUGCCGGAACCAUGGACCACCCACUCGGACGGAGCAGCUGUGCUCGGAGCCUCCAUGGAAUGCAAUGGAAGACACAAACACAGGGCCGCAUGUGAGGACACAGUGGCGUCCAGGCUGCAGGUCCCCUGCCAGGCAAACGGCCACCAUUAUCACAACACAAGUGCAGAGCGCUGGCACCCCUAUUCCAGUGGCAAAUGCAGGGAUGCACAGUUAGAUCCCGAGUACUGGAAGACGGCCCUCAGCGUUGUCUAUUUCGUGUUUGUUUGUGGUGCCACGGCCUGCGUCAUGGUGAUUGUACACGAGAGGGUGCCUGAUAUGCGCACAUAUCCUCCCCUUCCUGAUAUUUUCCUGGACAGUGUGCCUAGAAUCCCAUGGGCCUUUGCCAUGGCUGAAGUAUGUGGACUAACCCUUGGUACCAUGUGGAUCCUGGUGCUGCUAUUACAUAAACACAGGUCCAUUUUAUUUCGUCGUCUGUGCUCACUGAUGGGGACAGUCUUUCUCCUGCGAUGUGUCACCAUGCUCAUUACAUCGCUCUCUGUGCCAGGAGUUCAUUUACAGUGUUCCGCAAAGGAGUAUCUGGACAGCUGGGGAAAGAUUCAGAGAGCCCUGACUAUCUGGUCUGGUCUUGGAAUGACCCUGACUGGAGUGCACACCUGUGGCGAUUAUAUGUUCAGUGGGCACACAGUAGUCCUUACCAUGCUCAACUUCUUCAUCACUGAAUACACUCCGCGAGGCUGGUAUUUCAUUCACACUGCGUCCUGGGUGUUGAAUCUGUUUGGGAUCUUCUUCAUCCUUGCUGCACACGAGCACUACUCCAUCGAUGUGUUCGUGGCCUUCUACCUGACCACACGCCUGUUUCUGUACUACCACACACUCUCCAACACACGAGUGUACCAGAGGAGCCGCCGCGCUCGGGUCUGGUUCCCCCUCUUCUCCUUCUUUGAGUGCAAUGUGAGCGGCCCAGUCCCCAACAGGUACUGCUGGCCUUUCCCAAGACCACAUCUUCUGAAGAUCAUUACCGGCUAAAAACAAAGGAAAGGAUGUUUCUGGUGUGGGUGGAUGGAUUCUUAAAGGAAGACUGGAUAGAUAAUGCUUUACCCCUCUACAUUAUUUGACACAUGGUAGUAAUACUUUUAUUUGAACCCUGUUGAUAACAAUGACACAUUCUUCGUGUUUGGAAUAAUAUUAUUUAUUUAUGUUUUAUUUAUGGAUUCUGAAAUGAAAUAUUAAGACUGUAAGAAUGUAAGACUGGGUAUUUUACUUUCACUUCAACAAAUGUACUUUAUGUAUUUUAAGACCAAAACACAAAUACAAAGAAAUGAAAUAAAAGUGAUAGUGUUUGUUCUAUA
Molecule: messenger RNA, 2917 nt
Organism: Alosa sapidissima (American shad)
Lineage: Eukaryota; Metazoa; Chordata; Actinopteri; Clupeiformes; Clupeidae
Product: sphingomyelin synthase-related protein 1-like
Exons: 9
Coding region: 1272-2594 (440 amino acids)
Biological process (GO): ceramide biosynthetic process
Cellular component (GO): Golgi membrane; endoplasmic reticulum membrane
Molecular function (GO): protein binding; ceramide cholinephosphotransferase activity; sphingomyelin synthase activity
Source: RefSeq, a predicted model, not a curated record